GCUCGCGAAGACUUUGAAUCCUCCCCCUUCCCUACUCUUUCUUCUUCCCUUAAGUCCUCAACUUGGCCCCUCUCUAUAAAUGCCUGUCUUCCCAACCAAGCAUUUCUCCCUCCUCUAGAGCAUCACAAGUUUAUCAAUUCCUUCGGAGAUUGAUUCUGAAAUCUGCAUGGAUUCUUCUGACUGGCUCAAGGUAACUCACUGCAACUAAUCUCCACUCCCUCUAUGGUUUUCAUCUCCAUGGUGGUUAGAUCAACAGCUUAAGCCCAUUCCUCAACUCCUUGUUUAUUUUAUCUGAAUGUUAGAGCAUCGUUCAUGAGGAAAGUGGAAUGGUUUCCUCCUCUCCAUCUGGGGAACUGAUCUCCUGCUCCAGGCCACCGAUGAUGGAGCGAAGGCUGAGGCCCCAGCAUGAUCAGGCUCUCAAGUGCCCCAGGUGCGACUCAACCCACACCAAGUUCUGCUACUACAACAACUACAGCCUCUCCCAGCCAAGGUACUUCUGCAAGACCUGCAGGAGGUAUUGGACCAAGGGAGGGUCCCUUCGGAAUGUACCUGUCGGCGGUGGCUGCCGGAAGAACAAGCGGUCGGUGGCCAAGAAGCCGUCUGAACAACCACCUCAGCAUGUCUCAUCCUUUCAUGAUGCGACCGACCUCCACCUCUCCUUCUCCGGGGUGCAAUUCCCGCACCUCGGUUCAUUGGCUGACACACCUCGCAACCUUAACUUCAUCGAAUGCAAGUACAAUCCAUCGGUCGAGAGCUCUGCGGGUGGUCUUGAUCUGAUGAUGGACACUAGGUUUGGAGCCAUGUUGGGGAGCUCCAGGGGCCAUAGCUUCAGUGACUUGGGACUCGGAGAGACAAGUCAUGGAUUCGCAUUAGGUGGCUUCCCUGGGGUUAACCAGCUUGGGUUUUCUGUUGACGGGAACCAUGAAGCACUUGUGGAAGCUUGCCAGAGGCUGGCACUCCCAUAUGAAGCACAUGAGAACCCCAGUGCAGUGGAGGUGAAACCAGACAAUAGGAUUCUAUCACUGGAGUGGCAAGAUCAGUAUUGCGCUGAUGGGGGGCGAGAAUCAAUGGGGUACUCUGGAUUGUGGAAUGGGAUGAUCAAUUGCCAUGGACCCUCAACAACCAUCUGAAGUAGAGUGAUCCUAGUUCCUACUCUCAGAAUACUAAUAUAACCUAUUAUGGAAAGCUUUUUCCUUUUGUUUAUUUUGAAUGUUUGUGCUUUUUCCCUCCAAGUGAUUUCCCAUUUCUAUGAGGGCCACUGGGGGGGCAUGCAAAAUCUUUUUAUCUUUCUUUCUUUCAGAGGUAAGAUGUUUGGACUCCGUUAGCUUUUGUUGCUUUAUUAGACAUCUGUGUUCAGUUUGGAGAAGAAUGACUCGUCUUUGUUGCAUUACAUGGUAGUGCUGCUAAUCUAAGACUGAUACAAAGCAUAAGCUUCAUUGAAGCUUCUCAUUGGCGAAA
Elaeis guineensis (African oil palm) is the source of this 1458-nucleotide messenger RNA. Its product is annotated as dof zinc finger protein DOF5.6. Gene Ontology annotation, molecular function: DNA binding; DNA-binding transcription factor activity. The record is from RefSeq and is a predicted model, not a curated record. Lineage: Eukaryota; Viridiplantae; Streptophyta; Magnoliopsida; Arecales; Arecaceae. Gene Ontology annotation, biological process: regulation of DNA-templated transcription.